Molecule: messenger RNA, 702 nt
Organism: Pyricularia grisea
Lineage: Eukaryota; Fungi; Ascomycota; Sordariomycetes; Magnaporthales; Pyriculariaceae
Exons: 1
Coding region: 1-702 (233 amino acids)
Source: RefSeq, a predicted model, not a curated record
AUGUCUAGUUCCGCACCAUCACAACCAACAGUAACCAACCCGGCACCCAGCACGCAGCCGGCUGCACAUCCCAGCACCAGCGCCGACAGCCCCGUCUACAAAUUUACCAUAUCUGACCCCGACACGGCAGCGACGUUCAACGUCCCCGCGUCGGCCGUUAUCGCCGCCCGCAAGGCUGCCAACCCGGCCAAUGUGAUGUACACGGCUCUCGGCACGGGCGCCAUCGUCUUCAACCGCGCCCGGACCGCCGUGCUGCUCGUCCAGCGCUCCGCGGCCGACAGCAUGCCGAACCUGUGGGAGGUGCCCGGCGGUGGGGUGGAUGACUCGGACGCCACGGUCGUGCACGCGGUCGCGCGGGAGCUGUGGGAGGAGGCUGGGUUGGUGGCGAGGCGCAUCGGGGCAGUAGUGCCUGCCGUGGAGGGCGGGCCCACCGAGUUUGUCUUUGCGACGAGGAGCGGCAGGAUCGUGGGCAAGUUUAAUUUUGUAAUCGGGGCAGACGGAGACGAGCAUGACGUCAGGUUGGAUCCCAAUGAGCAUCAGGCGUGUGUCUGGGCGACCGAGGAGGAGUGCAGGGAUGAGAAGAUGGGGACUGGGCUGGCGAUACCGUUUACAACGAAAUCGCAAAAGGCAACGGUGCUCCAGGCUUGGAGGAUGAUGCGGGAGGGAAGGGAUGGCCUUGGUGGCACUGAGGAUGGCUCUUAG